Messenger RNA from Labeo rohita (rohu), 1582 nucleotides. RefSeq names its product GTPase IMAP family member 6. Gene Ontology annotation, molecular function: GTP binding. The transcript is spliced from 3 exons. NCBI's taxonomy places the organism in Eukaryota, Metazoa, Chordata, Actinopteri, Cypriniformes, Cyprinidae. The record is from RefSeq and is a predicted model, not a curated record. Bases 599 to 1459 code for a protein of 286 amino acids.
UCUUCUGACCAUCUAAUCGUGUGUAUCAAAUUAGUCACUACUAGUAGCUAUUGACCUAGCAAAUACUUGAAAAAGAUGUUGAAAAGAUGUAGAAAAGGAACAGACAUCUCAACAACACUGAGAUUUGGUUGAAAGGUGAAAAGCGUCUAUGCGCCAUUUCCUACACCACAUGACGCUUUGCACGAAUUAUGGGAGCAAUGUCCAUUGGUGAUAAACAACUGUAACUGGUUACAAAAACACCCAAGAGUAAGUCACUUCUUUAUUUGCUUGUAAAAUAUUCUACAGUGCAUUUUCUAUGUUUAUUGAUAAAUUAAGCAUGGUAAAAAAAAAAGGAUCGCAGCCCUUUUCAAGUAAGCAUGUAAUGUAUCGGUCGCCAUGACAAGGGAAAUACAUGCAACGUCAUAAAUGUAUUAUAUACAGGGGUUUUUUGACAGGUUGUGUCAUAUGUCUAAAGUGUUUACAUAUUUAAAGCAUUUUGUUAUCAAUUUUGUGUUAACCAGCUAAAGAAGUUCAAGUUGUGUGAUUUUAUUUUUUUUAAGACAGAUUUUUUUCAAUUGAAAAGUCUCUUGGCAUUGCUCAACCUAAACACAGAGGAAACAUGGCUCAUCCCCUUGAUCUGAGGAUUUUGUUGCUGGGUCAAAAAGGAUCAGGAAAGAGUGCAACAGGAAACACCAUUCUGGGCAGAGAUGAAUUUAGAAAAGGACUGUCUCCACAUGGCACUUCAACCUGUCAGAAACGUACUACAGUGAUUGCUGGAAGGAAACUUUCAGUAAUUGACACUCCAGAGUUGUCUGAUACAUCGAUGCCUGAAGAGGAUCUAAAAGCUGAACUAGUGAAGUGCUUCUACUUGACUGCUCCUGGACCUCACGUGUUUCUGCUGGUCAUCAGACUGGAUGACUUUAAGACGUGUAACAAGUUAAAAAACUCAGUGAAAUGGAUUGAUGAGACCUUUGGAAAAAACGCUGCACGUCACACCAUCAUUCUGUUCACUCAUGAAGAUCAGCUGAAGGGUAAAACUUUAAAUGAGUUUGUCAGAGAGAGUUCAGAUUCAUGGGCACUGAUUCACAUUAAAUAUAGGGGUAGAAUUCACUCUUUCAACAACAACAACAAAGACAAACAAUUUCAGGUCUUAAAGCUGCUAGAAAAGAUAGAUAAAUUAGUGGAGGAAAAUAAAGGAGAGUACACCAAUGAGAUAUAUAAGGAAGCUCAGAGAUGGAAUGAAUUUAAGAUUUUAAAAGACGUUAAAGCAGUAGCAAUUAGAGAAAGUGCAUAUCGAAGAGGAGCAAAAGCAGCAACGGACGCAUCAGAAGAAGCACAUGAAACAGUAAAAGAGCAUGGAAGAGCAACAAUAACUUUUGCAGAAGCAGGAGCUGCAGCAGCGGCAGCAGGAGGGGCAGCAGCAGUAGCAGCACGUAAAGGAGCAGGGGCAAUUUAUUCUUUUUUUACACAGUAUAUGUAAUGUAUAGCCUUCGAUGAUAAUACUAAACCAUUAGGUUGCACGCAUUGCAUGUACAGUGAAUUACAGUGUGGGAAACCAUGAUGUAUUUUACUCAAAGAAAACAAAAUAAAACUGACCAGAUUA